Messenger RNA from Suillus fuscotomentosus, 948 nucleotides. RefSeq names its product phosphoribosylaminoimidazole-succinocarboxamide synthase. Gene Ontology annotation, biological process: 'de novo' IMP biosynthetic process. NCBI's taxonomy places the organism in Eukaryota, Fungi, Basidiomycota, Agaricomycetes, Boletales, Suillaceae. Gene Ontology annotation, molecular function: phosphoribosylaminoimidazolesuccinocarboxamide synthase activity. The transcript has 4 exons. Bases 1 to 948 code for a protein of 315 amino acids. The record is from RefSeq and is a predicted model, not a curated record. Gene Ontology annotation, cellular component: cytoplasm.
AUGGCAGCCCUGCUACAAACGGAUUUGCCAGACUUUCAACUUCUUUCCAGAGGAAAGGUCCGCGACGUUUACGCAACUUCGUCGCCCGAUCAUCUAUUGUUUGUCGCAACCGACCGGAUAUCAGUGUACGAUGUCGUCCUCAACAGCGGUAUCCCAGACAAAGGCAAACUCCUCACAAGCAUCUCGCUGUUCUGGUUCGAGAAGCUGAAGCACAUCAUUCCUAACCAUCUUGUUACCGUCAAUAUCGAUGAGAUGCCAGAUGAAGUCCGGGAAUACCGCGAGCAACUCGAGGACCGCACUAUGCUUGUAAGAAAGGCCAAAAUAGUGCCCAUAGAAGCGAUCGUCAGAGGAUACAUCACUGGUGAGCUGAUUCGAUCAGCCUGGGCAGAGUACCAAAAGUCACAGACUGUCUGCGGUAUCCCAAUACCGGAGAGGAUGGAAGAAUCUCAAAAGUUCCCGACACCGAUCUUCACUCCGUCUACCAAGGCUGAGCAAGGCGCCCAUGACGAGAACAUCUCGCCUGAAAAAGCCGCUCAACUCAUCGGUCAAGAUCUAUUCGACCGUAUUCAGGCUGCAUCUUUGCAACUAUAUAUGGCUGCUGCUGAAUAUGCAGAAUCAUGUGGACUUAUUCUCGCAGACACGAAGUUUGAAUUCGGUCUUGUUCCCUCUGCUUCUGCUGGGCAAGACGAGCUCAUCCUUGUGGACGAGGUCCUUACGCCUGAUUCGUCGCGAUACUGGCCCCGAGACCAGUAUGAACCUGGCAAAGGACAGCCAAGCUUUGACAAGCAGUAUGUCAGAAAUGCGUUGACUGCCGCUGGGUACAGAAAAGGAUUAGAGAGUGGACCAAACGCAAACGGCAAGGGAUGGGGAAUCGAUGAUAUUGUCAUCGAGGGGACUAGAAAACGAUAUAAAGAAGCUGAACAAAUGCUGAAGUCGCUACACUCAUAG